ACCGGGAAAGUGGCUUCAAACUGAAAAGCAUGCUGCUCAUUCAGUAGACUCAGGUUUGGAGGUGCCACGCUGAGCGCGCGCCUCUGUCCUAUAAUCCCAAUCUGCAAACGUCUGCGCGUUUUGACAGACUGCGUCAGUUAGGUUCUUAACUUUCCAUUACUCAGAGCAACAUUUUUUUUUUUUUGCCUGUGUCAUAUUUAAUCUGAGCUGAGACAGGAGUUUGGGAAACUGCUGAGUGGGGCGGCUGGAUGCUUUGGGUGAACAGGUGGCGCACACCGGACGGACUUAACGCCCUUUACAGGACGCUGAGCCUUUGGUAGGUUAGUUGUCUCUGAGGUGUCGCCACUAUCUAGCUGCGGGUUUUCCGGACAAGGGGAAUCGUGAUGUCUGGGGAGGACGGCGACUCGAUGGUCAGCCGUAUGUCUGAAGUGAAGACCGCGAGAAAUGACAUCACCCCGUCAUCUCUGGCCAGUCCCGAGGCGGACAUCCUCAAGAAAUUCUACCACACCAAGCGGGUGGGCAGCUACCUGAUCGGGAGGAAGCUGGGCGAAGGGUCGUUCGCAAAAGUUCGGGAAGGUCUCCACACUUUAACUGGAGAAAAGGUGGCAGUGAAGGUCAUUGACAAGAAGAAGGCCAAGAAGGACUCGUAUGUCACCAAGAACCUACGGAGGGAGGGGCAAAUCCAGCAGAUGAUCAGCCACCCCAACAUUACGCAGCUUCUGGACAUCUUGGAGACAGAGAACAGCUACUACCUCGUGAUGGAGCUCUGUCCCGGUGGAAACCUCAUGACCCUUAUCUAUGAGAAGAAGCACCUGGACGAGAGGGAGACUCAGAAAUACAUCCGGCAAUUGGUGCUUGCUGUGGAACACCUGCACAGAUCAGGCAUAGUGCACAGAGAUCUGAAGAUAGAAAAUCUCCUCCUUGAUGAGCAAAACAACAUAAAGCUCAUAGAUUUUGGCCUCAGUAAUUGCGCUGGAAUCUUGGGGUACUCUGACCCAUUCAGCACGCAGUGUGGCAGUCCGGCAUAUGCUGCCCCUGAGCUGCUCUCCAGGAAGAAGUACGGCCCCAAGGUGGAUAUCUGGUCCAUUGGUGUGAACAUGUAUGCCAUGCUGACUGGGACUCUUCCAUUCACUGUGGAGCCCUUCAGCCUUCGAGGCCUUCACCAGAAGAUGGUGGAUAAGGAGAUGAAUCCACUACCCCCUUCACUUUCCACUGCUGCCAUCUGUCUGCUGAAAAAGCUUCUUGAACCAGACCCCAACAAACGCCCCAACAUCCAUCAGGUGAUGGCUGACUCCUGGCUGCAGCUGGCCAAUAAGAACACAGGAGCCCCAUUCCUCAAAAGGAGUCACAUUGAAGAAAUAAACCAGACAGUUUUAUGCCAUAUGACGGAGAAAAUGGGCUACAAGCAAAGCGAAGUGCUGAGCGCUGUACUUACCAACCGCGCUUGUCACAUUUUGACCAUCUACAUGCUCCUCAACAAGAAAAUAAAGAGACUCUCCAAUGAGUACAGGGAGAUACUGGACGAGAAGGAAAGCAAAUCGGAGAAGAAGAGAGCGGAAUAUUUCCAGACCCAGUGGAGGAAGCAUGUCGAAAAACUCAACUUCCCCCCAAAACAGACACCAGUCUACCUGGCUGUUAGCAAGGGGUCCAGCAAAGACAAGAAACACAGAACAGGUAUUUUGAGAGCCUUCAUAGGGGGUCACCGUAACUCACCUCUAGCCCCACCGGGUACUGUUGCUUCGUCAUCCAUGGAAUAUCUGGAGAUCCAUCCUCUUUUCCCCAACACCCCACAGCAACGGAGGCGCUUAGCUACCCUCCCACAAGUCAACACCAGCCCAGAACACAACAUUCCCGCUCCACCGGCACCAUCACCAAUCGGUAUGCAUUCCUUCGGAUCACUCUCCAAAGCUGAGCAGAUCGAGGAUACACCCUCAUCACCCUGGUACAAGUUGACCAAUGGUACUCUCUCCCCACCACGCCAUGUCUCUGCCUUCCAACCCGACUCCUCUUACUUGAAAAAGGCCACCAUACCCAGUCCCCCUGUGCUCAUUGUAAACCCACAGCCGAAGAAGAGUAGCUCAUCAGAUUAUUGCGGUUCCUCUGACACAAGCGGAAGCCCCCCCAGCACGAUAGGAAGCCCCCCAGGAAGCUCAGCUUUUAGCCCUCCGAAGUCUGCCUUUAGCCCACUUAACCCCACCUCAGCCUUCAGUCCUCCCUCCAACAGCGGGAGCAGUGAUCCUGAAAGCCCGACACAUCGAAGUAAGUUCCCCUCGAUGGGAAUUGGACAGAUCCUAAAGAAGAAAGUCCAAUUGCAGCCAUUCUCCUUUCGGCCAGAACAAGUCAUUGAGGAGGUAGUGUCCCCCCCUCCCUACCCUAUGCAGACUCUCCUGUGUGCUUCAGGUGCGCUGAAGACCCUCUGCUGAGGAAUCCAUGACAAAAGAAAAUGAAAGAAUGACAGACUAAAGUUAAGGGCCCUCUCGACAGUUUUUUUUUUCUUAUUUCUGUUGGAGAGGUCUUCCAGAGUGGCCUUUGGAAUUGUGAACUGUCCUUUUGUUUAACUGAGCCGCUUUUCAUGAAUAAUGUGAUUAUUUAAAAAAAAAAUACAAACAAACAAAAAAAUACUGAAGGGGGAUUGUUCCACAUGGGUUAUAUCUUUCCUCCCAUGUUAUGUAAUGACAAGUGAAGACACUGAGAAGAAGAGAUUUGAAACGGAUCCCUGAGCAAUGACUAAACCUUGCUGUGUCCCAGAUACAGAGUUGACUCAGGACAACAUGGUAUUAUGGGCCUUGUGAACAGAUUUGCAUACACAUGAAUAUAUACACACACAACACACUGUAUAAUAGUACAUGUUUUGUAGUAUUCCUGCAACUUACCUACUGAGCCGUAAACUGAUUCACACCAGCUAACAGACCCCAACCUUUACCCUCACCCUAACUGUAUGUGAAACUAUUUUGUCUGUGAAAACUCUGUAUGAUAGCCACUGACCUCCAGCCAGCUGGCACUGGAUCUUAAAUGCUGAUGGGGUGAAAAAGCUCCCUGCACUGUUCUUGAAAACCAAAACCAAUAUAAACAAUGGUGUUGACCAUCUUUUACCUCACUGCAUCAUUCACAUGUGGAAGCAUUGCAGUAGUCACGUAUGACACGCUAGUGUAGAUUGUGUCACUGCACUGCAACGUUGGAGUACAUUAAAAUCAACAUAGUGAAACUGAAGUAGAUACCAAGAGUAGAAACACAUCUUAGAGUCACCUUUUUUAGAAUUCAACCGUCAUUAACUCAACUUUUUUAUACACACGUUAGAUCAGUUGUAAGAUCCAAAGGGAAAUUUCUGUAAAAGUCUUUGAUACGAAUCUUUUACAGCAUGUAAUGCUGCAUUUUGGCAGUUUUGAUGAAGAAAAGCUUCAAAAUAUGAUAUUAAAAGCCUUAUGAAACGGAUUCACCUCACCGGAGGUAAAAGGAAAGGAGAUAAUUUGGGAGAACUGCUACUGUUACAUAACUUCCAUAGAAAUGACUAACUUCCUUUCGUCUUGUUGUGCAAUAGUCUUAAAUGCUAACUGCAAUGAUGAGUAUUUGCCAAGAGCUCUUUGAGAGUUACGUGUAAAUUGUCCCCUGUAAAUAACAGACAGCGCCAGUGCUCAUAACCUGCACCAUUUGGUAUGCGUGACGGUUUAAACAAGUUUGCUGAAAUCGUAUUUCACAAAAAGGCUUCCACAGGCACAUGGAGCUUUUCACUGUUAAGGUAUGAUAGAAUCUCUUCUUGUCCAAAUGAGAAGUCGCAUGAGUCGAAUUGUACUGUGAGCAUUGAAAAAGAGGUCUUUGUAACUUUUUCCUGGUUGAAACUGAGAUUGAUACUUACGCAGGGGUGGUGUAUUUUGUAAGAUUUUGUAACGAUUGGUUCAUGUUUGGGUGUCAAGAGAUUUCUAUGCUGUAUAAAGUAUUUUAAAUAUUUAUAAAGAAUCCCCUGUGUCUGUCUGGUCUUUAACAUUGCACAAUUCCUCUUGUCU
This is a messenger RNA of Menidia menidia (Atlantic silverside), 4001 nucleotides long. NCBI's taxonomy places the organism in Eukaryota, Metazoa, Chordata, Actinopteri, Atheriniformes, Atherinopsidae. The record is from the annotation of a GenBank genome assembly.